Messenger RNA from Penicillium mononematosum, 605 nucleotides. RefSeq lists its product as uncharacterized. Lineage: Eukaryota; Fungi; Ascomycota; Eurotiomycetes; Eurotiales; Aspergillaceae. Gene Ontology annotation, cellular component: mitochondrial intermembrane space. The transcript has 4 exons. The coding region runs from base 1 to 441 and encodes 146 amino acids. Gene Ontology annotation, biological process: mitochondrial electron transport, cytochrome c to oxygen; mitochondrial electron transport, ubiquinol to cytochrome c. The record is from RefSeq and is a predicted model, not a curated record. Gene Ontology annotation, molecular function: heme binding; electron transfer activity.
AUGACUACCUUCGAUGUCUUCUGCACCUUGACUAUCAUCGACAUGCGCGAAGCCGAGCGUGCAGAAGCCGCCCUCGUUGAAGAAGCCAAAAAAGAAGCCGACAGAAUCGCUAACCUUAGCUUCUCUCCAGGCGACGCCGCCAAGGGUGCCAAGCUCUUCCAGACCCGUUGCGCCCAGUGCCACACCGUUGAGGCCGGCGGUGCCCACAAGGUCGGCCCCAACCUUCACGGUCUCUUCGGCCGUAAGACUGGUUCUUCCGAGGGCUACGCCUACACCGACGCCAACAAGCAGGCCGGUGUUGAGUGGAACGAGGACACUCUGUUCUCCUACCUCGAGAACCCCAAGAAGUUCAUCCCUGGUACCAAGAUGGCCUUCGGUGGUCUCAAGAAGGCCAAGGAGCGCAACGACCUCAUCACCUACCUCAAGGAAAACACCGCAUAAACGACCUGAUGUUCUUUUUUAAUUCCCCGGCUUUUUUUUUGUUUCUCCCCAUAGAAGUCUGGGAUUAUGGCGCCAUGGGGUGAUUACCGGAUCUCCCAAGGCAACCGGGCCUGUAUUUUUAUUACAAUUUCCAUGACCCAAAAUAGAUUUGAUCUUCUCCUCUU